Messenger RNA from Adineta ricciae, 2001 nucleotides. The record is from the annotation of a GenBank genome assembly. Lineage: Eukaryota; Metazoa; Rotifera; Eurotatoria; Adinetida; Adinetidae.
AUGUUCUCGAAGAAAUUCUCGACGGCGAAAAACGAUAAAAAACAUGUGGUUUUAACUUCAUUAAUGAGUUCGUCAAAUCCCAAAUCGAAACGAACACUUUCAAAUGAAAGUACAAAACCAUCAUCAUCAAAAAGAAAAUUUCGAAAUGAAAAUGAAAAACGUCGCCGAGAUUUAUUUAGUCAAUUAAUUGCAAAUUUAGAAAAUAUUCUCAAUAUUGAAAAAGAUGUUUCAUCAAAUGAUCAAACAAAUAAAUUAGACAAAGCAUCGAUUCUACGUGAAACUGCCAUUUAUUUAAGAAAACAUCAAAAUGAUUUAACUCAUGAAAUAAAUCUUUCGAAAACAAAUUGUGAAUCGACAAAUGAAGAAAAUGAAGAAAUAUUGGAUAUUUCCUGGAGACCACCGACAAAUUUAGUAACAAACGAAGAAUGGAUUCAAACGACUAUUGAAUCAAUGAAUUGUUUUUUUCUCGUUGCUAAAUCUGAUCCUCAUAAUGGACAAAUUGUUUAUGUUUCAAGGAAUAUUAGUUCACUACUCGACUAUUCUCAAAAUGAAUUAUUAAAUCGUUCAUUAUUCGAAUUAAUUCUUCCACGUGAUCAUGAUCAUUUACGUGAUUAUCUUUUAAAAGAUCAUAAAGUUCUUGAAAAGUGUCAUUUAUCAUGGAGACGAGCAACAAUUGAUGAAUAUGAACAAUGUACAAUCAUCGGAGCAUUUCGACAAAUUAAAAGAAAAGAUGAAGAAAACGAUGAGAAAUACUUAAUGUCAAUUGUUCAAGUGAAAACUUUAGAUCGUUCAUUAACAAUAACAAAUCAUCACUCAAUAAACGAAUUUUCAAUUCGAUUAAAUCUUCAAGGAAGAUUUAUUCAUAUCGAUAUAAAUACUCGACAAUAUCUUGGUUAUAGUUCAUAUGAAUUGAUCGGACAUACAUUUUUUGAUUUUGUUCAUCCAGAUGAUUUGCCGAUUAUUUUUCGUGCACAACAAAUCUGGAAAGAAAAUGGAAGUGGAAAAAGUGAACCAUAUCGAUUUCUAAGUAAAGGACAACAAUGGAUUUUUAUUCAAACAAAUUGUCAAGUUCAAAUCAAUUCAUGGACGGGAAAACCUGAAAGUUAUCUUUGUAUUUCAAAUCCUUUACAAAAUUCAACUGAUUUUAUCCAAAGACAUUCGUCGAAUAAAUCAAAUUCUUCUCAAAUGACAAUUAAUUCAAUUCAAUCUCCAAUAACAACAACAAAUGUAAUUGUUCCACCAAAAUUACCAACAGGAAAUACUUCAGCUGACACCCAAAUAACCUCAUUUUUAUCUCAACUUGAUAAUGAUUUAUAUCGAUCGACAAUGAAAGAGAAAUUAAACGAACGUCGAUUGUGUAAACAAGCAGAAAUUCGUGUACGUGAAGAAGAAAUCAAUGUUAUUGAAGAUCUUAUUCAAUUUAUCAAUGAACAUGAAACAAAACGUGCGAUACAAUCUCCUAAAAAUCCGACAUUAAAUCCAUCGAUACGUCAAACGACAACAACAUCUUCAUCUUUUCAAUCAAGUCCACAUCAACAACAAGAUCGAAUAACAGGAUUAGAAAGUACAUGUGAUCCAUUACUUAUGCACUUAUCUUUACCAUCUUCUAUUGAAAAUUCUUCUCCUCAAUCUUCAACAAAUCUUUUAACAAAAGAAGAAUCAAUUUUGGAUCGUCUAACAUAUCCAUCAUUAUUUUCUCCUCAACAAACUCCAUUCAGUAUUUCAUCACCAGCAACUCCAUUUUCGAUUCCAUCACGUCCUUCGCCUUUAACUUCUUUACCUUUAUCUGUUUCUCCAAAUCCUUCAUCACCAUUUCCUUCAUCAACACAUGAAACUCAACAUAUGAUUCCUCCAACCACAUCACCACAUUCUUCAUCAUCAUCAUCAUCAACCACAACAACAACAACAACAACAGCAAAUCCAAAUCCAUUGCCAACAGAACAAUCACAACAAAGAAAAUCUUCUUUUAAUCGUUCGUUACCACAUAGUCUUGUUUCAUAA